Caenorhabditis briggsae is the source of this 384-nucleotide messenger RNA. Gene Ontology annotation, molecular function: A2-type glycerophospholipase activity. Lineage: Eukaryota; Metazoa; Nematoda; Chromadorea; Rhabditida; Rhabditidae. The record is from RefSeq and is a predicted model, not a curated record. Gene Ontology annotation, biological process: arachidonate secretion; phospholipid metabolic process. The transcript has 3 exons. Bases 1 to 384 code for a protein of 127 amino acids.
AUGAAAAUCUGUGUACUGCUGCUAUUGACCCACUGUGCCAUUGCGGCCGAGUGGCAGUGUGGUAGUGGCCGCUUCUCGACGGCCGUCGCUUAUAUCCUGAGCUUGCCAGCUACGGAUAGGGAUUAUAUAAACAGUUGCUGUAAAGCUCACGAUCAACAGUAUGAUCUCAUUCAAAACAGGUCUUCAUUAUUAACAACACAAGAGUCGGAUUACAUCUUCAAGGAGUGCCUCGCACAAUCAAAUUUCGGAACACUCAACAUGUAUGAACACAUAUACAGUUUUCCCGAACCGGAAAAUGACCCGACUUGGGCCAUUUCAAGUCAGACUCGCCGUGAAUUACCCAAAGUGUGCAGAAAUAUUUUUUCACGUGUCAGUCUUAUCUGA